This is a messenger RNA of Mesocestoides corti, 933 nucleotides long. The record is from the annotation of a GenBank genome assembly. NCBI's taxonomy places the organism in Eukaryota, Metazoa, Platyhelminthes, Cestoda, Cyclophyllidea, Mesocestoididae.
AUGGGGACACUAUGGUACUUCCUUUGUCUCUUCCUUCUUUCGGUAGUCCAAGGUGAUAAGUUCCAAAGACGUGACCAUUCCCUCUUUCCACCAUAUACGGGUGGAUGGACCUCUUACGGUACUACUAUUUUCACCCCAAGUGUUAUCCGGCUGACAACCGAUCAGCCUGGUUCUAUGGCGGGUGUUUCAAAUGUGUACCCUCUCCUUUUACGUGACUGGGAAAUCAUAAUUGACUUCGAGGUGUCUGGCUCGACCGGUUCCCUUUAUGGCGAUGGUUUCGCCUUCUGGUACACAGAACAUCCCAUUAAGCCAGGUCCAGCACUUGGAGCAGAGGUGAAAUUCCGGGGUUUGGGUGUUUUCUUUGACACCUACAGCAACCACAACGGCGAACACGACCACGAACACCCCUACGUGAGUGCAAUGGUCAGCAACGGCUCAAUUGCGUACGACCACGACCACGACGGGACGCAAACCCAAUUGGCUGGCUGCCAUUCUCCUUUCAGAAACAAAAAGCACAAAACCAAGGCACUCAUCCAGUAUUCUCGCAAUACCCUUAAAGUUUCGAUGGACAUCGAUAAUCAGAACCAAUGGGCGUCGUGUUUCGAGGUCGGCGGUGUUCAUUUACCCACCGGUUACUACCUCGGAGUUUCCGCUGCAACUGGCGACUUAACCGACACUCAUGAAAUUUACUCUUUGAAGACCUACGAUCUUGGCCUCGUAUAUACCGACGAGGAGUUGUUGGAAGAUCGAAGCAAAAUCGAGCCUUCAGCUGACUCCGCCGAAGCGCCAAGGCCACACGUCCCCGAUGUCCCUCAGCGCUCCACCUGGAGAAUCGUUUUCUACGUCUUUUUAUUCCUCCUUCUUGUUGGCUGCUGUUUUGUUGGAUACGUCUGCUACGUAAACAACCAGCGACGCAAGCGACGCCUCUUCUAG